CACGGCAUAGUCCCGGAGGGUCCGAUACCGGAUCGACUGGCAGCCUGACGGAAAUAUGCAUUUGUGUCAAUAUCCAUGAUAAGGUCAGUCGUAAGGGUCCAUUAAAGGUGGACGUAUCUAGUCAUACAACUGUACGGCAACUGAAAGCAAAAUUCUCGAAAGAGUUUGGCAUUCCUGUGCCAGUUCAAAGAUGGAUGCACAGAGGUCAACAGAUGGAUGACGAUAGUAAAAGCUUGUUCGACUAUGGGUUACAAGACACCCAGGACAUUGUACAGUUGUACAUAGUUAGCAACGAUCAACAGCCGAUAGUUUGUGAAACUCGAAUGAAGAACAUACCAGCGGGUAAAAACGAAAAACAACCACACUUUAGUCCGAUCGAAGCGAAAAUAUUAUCCGUUUCAGAUUCAGAUGAGGAAAGUUCCGAUACCCAGAACGAAAAGUUAGAAGCAGAUGAAUCCAAUCUUGGAGCCACCGCACUCGCAACGAUUCCUGAAGAUAGUGCCACCCGCAAUGAAGAAACCGAGGGUUGGCCUUGUCCGUUAUGCACAUUGAUUAACCCUCCAAAUCGUCCCGGAUGUGGGGCAUGUUCAGAAAGUAGACCUGCUUCAUAUAUUGUACCGACGAAAUAUCAAACCGUAGAUGACAAUUUUAUUCCUGAAGAAGUGAAACGUUUCAUAAUUAACGACCUUAAACGACCCACAGAGCCAACUCCUGUUCAAUUGCGUAAUCUACCCAAAGAAUCACGCAACGAUUUAAAUAGGGUUUCCAGCAAUCGUAAAUCAUCUGAUUUGUUCAACAUUAUGCUGGAUGAAGCAAAGGCUGGAUUACCUGAACAUGGAGCGUCUCAACAACCUUGUACAACAAGCGAUCUUUUGACGACUAGACACAUCCAGGUGCCAGAGCAGAAAAACAUAGUAUUAACAGCCUUCACAAGUCCCAAUAUUACUAGGAACAAGUAUCGAGGUGUUGAUAACUUCAAUCCGAACUCGUAUGGAAAUGGACCAACGACUCAACAAAAAUCGGACGGCCCCGUUAUCAGUACUGCUAGUCCGAUAGUUCGUGCGAUACUUUUGAAGGGAUCCACCGAGAAACCGGUGAAAUUUGGCAGAAACGGUCUGGCGAUUCCAGAGAACGGUAUCGAAACAAGCAAUCACUACAGCGAGCUGGUAAACUUGGAUGCGGCCGAUCUUAUCGCAAAUGUCGAUCCUUUCGAUUGUCCCAUUUGUUUCGGUCACUUCAAACAGUACGAAGGAAUCGUACUACGCGAUUGCCUGCAUUCUUUUUGCAAAGAAUGUCUAGUAAAUACCAUCAACUAUUGCGAAGAAGCCGAGAUAAAGUGCCCGUACAUGGAUAACAGUUACAGUUGCGAGAGUAUCGUGCAGCAACGCGAAAUCAAAGCACUGGUGAGCAAGGACAUGUACGAAGCGUACUUGGCGAAAUCGAUCCGGCAGGCGGAAAGCAAACUGGACAACACCUUCCAUUGCAAGACUCCGAACUGCCGCGGCUGGUGCAUCUACGAGGACAACGUCAAUCAGUUCAAAUGUCCAGUGUGUACAAUCGUCAACUGCCUUACGUGCAGGGCUAUACACGAUGGGCUAGACUGCAAGCAGUAUCAGGACCGAAUGAACAGUGACUGUGAUACGAACAUCGACGCAAAACGUACCAAAGAUAUGCUGCAGCAGAUGGUCGACAAAGGCGACGCUUUGUAUUGCCCCACGUGCCAGGUCGUCAUGAUGAAAAAAUGGGGCUGCGAUUGGCUCAAGUGUAGCAUGUGCAAGACGGAGAUCUGCUGGGUGACCCGGGGACCGCGAUGGGGUCCCGGCGGGAAAGGCGACACCAGCGGUGGCUGCCGUUGUGGUGUCGACGGAAAGAAGUGCCAUCCCGAAUGCAACUACUGCCAUUAGGAAAGCUAAGCUAAUAGCUGACUUUAAACAUAAGCUAGGUAUCUAUACGACAUAUGAUGUUUUGUUUAGAACCAGAGCGUAAUACUGUAGAGUAAUAAAAUGAUGCCAAAGAAGUUUUAAGAACAUGGACAUCACUAAUCGAAGCUUAUCUAUUGUAAUUCAUAUUUAAUGCGUACCUAGACUAACUUUUUAUAAACGAAAUAUUUAACUGUAGAACGAAACGUUAAAGCAAAUAAAA
Molecule: messenger RNA, 2142 nt
Organism: Uranotaenia lowii
Lineage: Eukaryota; Metazoa; Arthropoda; Insecta; Diptera; Culicidae
Product: ranBP-type and C3HC4-type zinc finger-containing protein 1-like
Exons: 6
Coding region: 195-1904 (569 amino acids)
Biological process (GO): protein linear polyubiquitination; proteasome-mediated ubiquitin-dependent protein catabolic process
Cellular component (GO): LUBAC complex
Molecular function (GO): ubiquitin-protein transferase activity; ubiquitin binding
Source: RefSeq, a predicted model, not a curated record